Molecule: messenger RNA, 1671 nt
Organism: Trichoderma citrinoviride
Lineage: Eukaryota; Fungi; Ascomycota; Sordariomycetes; Hypocreales; Hypocreaceae
Product: FAD/NAD(P)-binding domain-containing protein
Exons: 3
Coding region: 1-1671 (556 amino acids)
Molecular function (GO): N,N-dimethylaniline monooxygenase activity; NADP binding; flavin adenine dinucleotide binding
Source: RefSeq, a predicted model, not a curated record
AUGGCGAGCGACAAAACCACCUUCAGCCAGUUUGCCUGCAUUGGCACUGGUUUUUCAGGCAUAGCCCUGGGAUGCACCCUCAAGCGGUGGUAUGGCAUCACCGAUGUUCGCUUCUUUGAGAGGCACAGUGAUCUAGGCGGCACCUGGUUCAUCAACCAGUAUCCAGGGUGUGCCUGCGAUGUCCCGAGCCUUCUCUACAGCUUCUCCUUUGCCCCGAACCCCGAGUGGUCCAAAGUGCUGCCCUCCAACGAUGAGAUUUGGCGUUACCUCGACAAAGUCUGCCGCCAAUAUGGGCUCCGUGACAAGAUGACCUUCAACUCCACCGUUGAAAGAUGCGAAUGGGUCGAACAAACGGCCCGUUGGCGCAUCACUGUUCGGGACACAACAUCCAACACCACCUUCACCCACGAAUGCCGCUUCCUGUACAGCGGGGCAGGCAUCCUAGUCCAUCCCCGAAAGGCAGAUCUACCAAAUAUCGAAAGCUUCAACGGCCCCGUCUUCCACGCCUCCCAGUGGCGCCACGAUGUCGAUCUGACGGACAAGAAUGUCGUUGUUGUAGGCAACGGCUGUUCAGCUUCGCAGAUCGUCCCGGCCAUCAAGGAUCAGGUGAAGCACGUCACGCAAUUCGCUAGGUCCAAGCACUGGAUCGUUCCAGACGUCAAAGUUCCCAACACGAAGCUGUUCCAGUGGCUGUUUAUGCAUAUUCCGGGAGUUCUCGCCUUUGGCCGCUUUGCCGUCUUUUGCUUCAUGGAGAAUAGUAUGAGGGCGUUCUAUAUGACGAGGGCUGCUACCACCUAUCGCCGUAAUGUAACAGCCCAGGCAGAGCGAUACAUCAAGGAGAACGCCCCUGAAAAGUAUCAUGAUAAGCUGAUUCCCGACUUUGAACUCGGCUGCAAGAGGCGCGUCUUCGACCCAGGGUAUCUGGCGAGCCUGCACUCCGAUAAUGUCACGCUUCGGGACGAUCCCAUACAGGAGGUGACGCCCAACGGCAUCCGCUCAAAGAAUGGGUUCACUGAGGCGGACAUUAUUGUACUGGCCACUGGCUUUGAGACAAAUACGUUCUGCACAGGCAUCGACAUUGUUGGCCGGGGAGGCGUGACGGCGGAGGAGCACUGGAAGUCUCUGGGCGGGCCUGGAGCAUAUAACUCGACUAAUAUUGCAGGCUUCCCCAAUUUCUUCCUCUUGUUAGGCCCGAACACAGCCACGGGCCACACGUCGACCGUCAUGGCCAUCGAAAACGGCGUCAACUACUCCCUCCGGCUUAUUGAGCCCAUCCUGCAGGGCAAGGCUACGGCUGUCGACGUCAAGCUCGACGCGGAGAAGGCAUAUACGAGCCAGAUCCAGACAGCUCUCAAGGAUACGGUGUGGCUUUCCGGGUGCAACAACUGGUAUAACCGGGUUCAGGAUGGAGUAGUGCGCAACGCCAUGGCCUAUCCUUUUACGCAAUCCUACUUUUGGUAUCGGUGCCUGUUUCCCGUUUACGAUGACUUCGAAUACGACGUAAGUUGGUCCUUAUCUCCCCUGUGUGUCUUAUACUGCUCAUUCGUGAUGACUGAUUCGCCAACACAACACUCUAGGUCGCGAAGAACCCGCCGCGCAGAGCGGCUUGGAGAAGAGCCCUCAAGUACCUCGUCUAUGCUGCGGCAUCUCUAUCGAGUCUUAGUUGGAUGA